UCUUAAUCACCGUAUCUUUCCACAUUCCAAUGGUUUAAGCGUGCUGCUGGAUACUAUUUCAGUUUCUAAUUUGUGAGAAUCUCAACUUUCCAACCAUAAAGAGUUGAAAAAUGAUGUGAACAUAUAAGCAUUCUUUAAAAUUAAAUAACAGAUUACACUUUCUAAGAAGUUCCAGGCCUUGUAGAAGAUAAUAAGAUAAAACAAAUCUGUGGUCAAUGGUCCCAGUGUUCCUGAAUCAUGACUAAACCCUAAUGAACCUUAUAGGUUUAGGAUAGUCCUCAACGUCCUGAAAUUCUCAACAACAUGCCCUCAAUGCCAACUCAACUAUAAGUUCAACCCACUGUAGAUCUGGUGUGUAUGAAAUAUGGAUAAACCAAGGGAAUGUGGUUGUAAAGGUUGUAGAACAUGUUUAGUUUGUGAAAAGUUAUAUGGUAUUAUCCCAAAACCUUUUUUCUUUAAUUCAACUCAAAAAUCUUAUGUGUUUUGUCCUUAUUGUAACAAACUAUGGAAGGGGUGGAAUUUGGGGGAUAUUCAAAAGCAUCCCUAUCAUAUAGGCGAACAUAUUCCUUUUAAUGGCAUAUACAUAAAGUUGGAUUUUUUAAAUAAAGAAGAAGAAGAAUUUCUAUUAGAAAAUAUUGAUUCUGUAGCAUGGGAUUCAUCACAAAGUGGCAGAAGAAAACAAAAUUAUGGACCAAAAUGUAACUUUAAAAAAAGAAAAUUGCAAUUGGGCAAUUUUAAAGGCUUUCCAAAGUUUUCGCAGCUUGUUCAGGACAAAUUUCGGAAUAUUCCAAUAUUGGAAGAUUUCCGUACCAUUGAACAGUGCUCUUUAGAAUAUGAUCCAAUCAGGGGAGCAUCUAUUGACCCACAUGUUGAUGAUUGUUGGAUUUGGGGUGAAAGAAUUGUUACUGUUAAUUUGUUGGCAGAUUCAAUUCUGACACUAACUCCUAACUUUAAAAAUGAACAUUAUAAUUUACAUUGUGUGCAUAAUUAUCCCUCAGUAUUAACAAAUACAGGUGAAAAGAAUACAAGUGGUAGCAGUUUUAAAUUUAGUGAAGAUAGAAACAGCUGGCCUGUUGUAAGAAUUCCAAUGCCCAGACGUUCAUUAUUAGUUAUGUUUGGAAGUCCUAGAUAUGAUUGGGAACAUCAAGUUUUAAGGGAGGAUAUUACCAGUCGAAGAGUUUGUUUAGCUUACAGGGAAUUUACACCAUCUUAUUUACCUGGAGGAAGUCAUUAUUCAGAAGGGAGAAAAAUAAUGGAGAUGGCUAAGAACUUUUUCUAGAACACACAUAGAUAAAAUACAUUUAAUAAACUUUCCUAAUUGUGUUGCAUUAAAGCGUUUAUAAAAGAAA
Messenger RNA from Agrilus planipennis (emerald ash borer), 1349 nucleotides. RefSeq names its product alpha-ketoglutarate-dependent dioxygenase alkB homolog 4. The transcript has 2 exons. Gene Ontology annotation, molecular function: oxidoreductase activity; demethylase activity. Gene Ontology annotation, biological process: oxidative demethylation. Bases 365 to 1279 code for a protein of 304 amino acids. The record is from RefSeq and is a predicted model, not a curated record. Lineage: Eukaryota; Metazoa; Arthropoda; Insecta; Coleoptera; Buprestidae.